Molecule: messenger RNA, 1698 nt
Organism: Patella vulgata (common limpet)
Lineage: Eukaryota; Metazoa; Mollusca; Gastropoda; Patellidae
Product: beta-1,3-galactosyltransferase 5
Exons: 2
Coding region: 286-1392 (368 amino acids)
Cellular component (GO): membrane
Molecular function (GO): hexosyltransferase activity
Source: RefSeq, a predicted model, not a curated record
UGAUAACACGUGAUUUGGUCCAACUAUGUUCACGGGAUUACGUUCAGAAUCGUUAAAUUGCAACCGUUUGUUACAGUAACAACAUGAUAGAGGUAUGGACGAAAGAGUAAAAAGGAGCUGACAUUAAUGAUGACGUAGAAUAACUUUUAGCUCGAGGAAUCGGCCAGAGAACACAUGUUAUCUACCACAGUCACCAUCUGUUAUUUGGACUAUCCGUGAUGAUAUAAAGAUUAAUUGGUUAUAACAACUUACAUCAGAGUGCAUCAUAUCAUUGUAAAUCGGACCAUGUCUUAUUCAACAAUUAAUUCGAUCUACUUAAAAUUCUAUUUAUUAGUGUUUUUUAUAAUGACUAUUUUUGCUGUGGUUAAUAUGUUCACAUCAUUAAAGUACAUCCGUGAAAGUUAUGGAAGUAUCCAGAAAUUUGAACCCAUGACUAAUGUUUAUUAUAUCAAAGAUUUUCAAGAAUACAACACUAAGAACGACAAUUUGGCCCAUAGUUCCCAAUCUGAGGUUGACGUAUCCAGUUCGAAACUUCCAAAAUUAAGAUCGGAAUCAAGUGAUAUAAAGAGACCCUAUAACUGUUCAGAUUGCUUCAAGCACAACUUUCAAUAUAUCAUUCUCAACAAGAAGAUAUGCGACGUAAAGAGGGAUACAUCUGUGGAACUUUUCUUAUUUAUUCUCACCAUCCAUCAAAAUAUUAAACAACGGACUAUGAUUAGAAAUACGUGGUUAUCAAUAUCAAAAAAUAAUACUUCAGAUGUAAGAUAUGUGUUCUUGUUAGGCAAAUCAAUGCAUGAAGCAAUGAACCGGAAGGCUAUCGAAGAAGCGGCAAUUUUUAAUGAUAUUAUAAUGGAGGAUUUUAAAGAUUCCUAUCAAAAUUUAACAUACAAAACAAUAAUGGGAUUAAAAUAUGUUUCUAAUUAUUGUAAACAAACAAAAUACGUUUUUAAAACUGAUGAUGAUAUGUGGAUUAACAUACCUGCUUUACAGAGAUUAUUAAAAACGGAUGGACAUAAAUUAGAAACGGCUGUGGGCGGUGCGUGUCGCCAGUCCUCUAAUCCAAUACGUAAAAAAUCGUCAAAAUGGUACGCUUCCUAUUCGAGAUACCCAGGUAAAACCUAUCCCGGGUUUUGUUCAGGGACUGGAUAUGUUUUAAGCGUUAAUGUUGCUCAAAAGGUUUUUGAGAUAUCUAAAGACGUACCGUUCUAUCAUUUGGAAGAUGUUUAUGUGGCUUUAUGUGCGCGAAAAUUGGGUUUUAAACUGAUACGUUUACGUGGAUUUGUAAUACCCCGGAAGCGUAAUAACACAUGUGUGUUAAAAUCGGAUAAAGUAAUAACUUCUCAUAGAGUUCCUCCCAAAUCUUUAAAGGCAAUAUGGGAAGCAAAAUGUUAAUUCAAGAGUACAUGAUUAUAACUUGGAUAUAUUCACUUCGAAAAUAGUGUAAUGGUUCAUGGAGAAUCAACGGAUGGCUUUUGAUUUUCAACGGAUUUAAACAACGCUAUUUCUAAUUAAUUAUUUAAUUAAAAUAAUGAAAAUGAAAAUCGAGAUUAAAUUGUUCUUCUAACGGUUAUAACUCCGCUCAGAAUGAAGUAAUUUGACUGAAAUUUUCAUUAUCUAUUUUUGAACACUGAAAAAACACUUGUGUUGGAUCUCAACACAAGUACUUGUGUUAAAACCAAUCUACACAAGUUAUGUGUU